This is a messenger RNA of Fonsecaea pedrosoi CBS 271.37, 2595 nucleotides long. RefSeq lists its product as uncharacterized. The record is from RefSeq and is a predicted model, not a curated record. Gene Ontology annotation, molecular function: choline kinase activity; ethanolamine kinase activity. Bases 1 to 2595 code for a protein of 864 amino acids. Gene Ontology annotation, cellular component: cytoplasm. Lineage: Eukaryota; Fungi; Ascomycota; Eurotiomycetes; Chaetothyriales; Herpotrichiellaceae. Gene Ontology annotation, biological process: phosphatidylcholine biosynthetic process; phosphatidylethanolamine biosynthetic process. The transcript has a single exon.
AUGUCGUAUUUCAGCCUGGACGAUAACAACCCCCUUGAUUCAUGGUCGGCCGGACCAGGUACCACGAGUCCAGGAACGACAGCAGAGAGCAAAACGCCCGACCUCCGCACUAUCUUGACCCAAGUUACCGACUGGCUUCAGGAUGAAAAGGCAAAGCGACAGAAGCAAAGACAUCGUCGCCAUCACCAUAAUCACAACAAGCCGCAGAAGACAUCCGACGAUCAAAGCGACAACCCUAGAUCCCAUGAAGUCGCCCCUGACGAUGAGCAAGACAUGUCCCUACAGAGGCUUGAGAACAUCCUCCAAAACUUCUCCUUCACCAAUACUUCAAAGCUUCUCCACAAAUCUUCAAGCUCCAUUUUGAGAAGAGGAUCCCUCGGCAAGAAAUACAAACAGUCUCCUCGCUCCGUUCCAGCUUCAUCAGACACCGAGUUCUUUGGCGAAGAUAUCUUGGUUCCCAAUGUCGAAGCGAAGCUGGAUAAUACCAAAACGAUGGCUUUCACUGGCGGUUCGGCAGAUGUGGAUACCAGCGAUAGUGCGAGGAGGCAGGACUAUGAGCAUUGGGUGACGUUCAAAAAGGAUAUUGUCCGCUUGACGCAUACACUUAAGCUUAAGGGCUGGCGCCGCAUCCCAAUUGAUAGAGCUGCCGAUAUUGAUGUUGCGCGUCUGAGCGGUGCCCUUACCAACGCUGUCUAUGUUGUCCAUCCUCCCAAAGAUAUGUCCGAAUACGAUGCCCACAACCCUUCCGACCCUUCUGCCCCGCCCGUCCCUGUCUCCCGACGCCGCCCUACAUCUCUUCUCCUUCGUAUCUACGGCCCCCAGGUUGAACAUCUGAUUGACCGAGAAGCCGAACUUGGGAUCCUUCGUCGCCUUGCUCGAAAAAGUAUCGGACCUCGCCUCCUGGGGUCUUUCGAAAACGGCCGCUUUGAGGAGUUUCUCAAUGCCAAAACCCUUACGGCGGAGGAUCUGCGUGCUCCCGAGACCUCGAAACAAAUUGCCAAACGAAUGCGCGAGCUUCAUGAAGGGAUUGACUUGCUUGAAUCUGAACUCGCUGCAGGCCCCGCGGUCUUUGUGAACUGGGACAAAUGGGUCGACCGGUGUGAGAAAGUCAUCUCUUGGCUCGACGAACAGGUCCAUCAGGUGGACAAGGAGGUCGCAGACGGAACAGCAAGGCGAAAGUCGAGGGGGAAUGCGCGCUACGUCCGACGAGGGUUGAUUUGCGGUGUUGAAUGGCCCGUAUUCCGCAAAGCCUACGACACAUAUCGACAGUGGCUAAUCGAACAAUGUGGUGGCGUCGAGGGAAUCCGCGACCUGCUCGUCUUCGCACACAAUGACACUCAAUACGGCAACCUUAUGCGCCUACAACCUUCUGGCACGUCGCCACUCCUCCGACCAUCGAAUCAACACAAGCAACUCGUCGUCAUCGACUUUGAGUACGCAGCACAAAAUCCUGUCGGGUUGGAAUUCGCCAACCAUUUCACCGAGUGGUGUUACAACUAUCACAAUCCCCCCGACAAGAACUUUCAAUGUGACACGCGACGAUACCCGAACGAGCAGGAGCAACACAGAUUUGUGAGGAGUUAUGUCAUGCACCGGCCGCAGUUCAACCCCUCGGCGAGUGCGACGCCAAAGAUGGAGGCCCGGGAGAAGACCAAUAUCAGCGAUUUCAUGCUCGAUGCUCGAACCCCAGGAGGCGGAGUUCCGAAUGCUUGGGGAGGGAGUAGCGGGUUUGAGGGGCCCGCCGAAAGUGACUACGACAAAGAAGAGUCCGAACGGGAAAGGGCCCAGGAAGAAGAAAUCAAUCGGUUGUUGCAGCAAACGAGGCUGUGGCGGGUUGCCAAUUCGGCACAGUGGGUGGCAUGGGGGAUCGUGCAGGCCAAAGUGCCGGAGCUGGACGCAAUGCAGGAAAAUAAGGCGACGUUAAAGACAAUGGGCCAGCGCAUCCAGGAGAGGAGAAGGAGUGUGACGGAGAUGAUAUCCGCAGGAGAGAAGAAGGUUGUCGAGAAGAUGAAGGGCUUGGUGAACAGGGAGGGUGGCGACGACAAACAUCAGCAGACCGAACAUGCGUAUGCAAUGUCCGACCCCCUGACUGAAGAGGAGCAACGGAUCCAAUUGGAGAGUCACUGGGAUCGACCAGAGGGAAGAGCACAAGAGGAGGCACACCAGGAAGGCAAUGGAGAUGUAGUGGUCAAGCACCCAGUGGACGCUUCUGACCACAGUUCCACUUGCGGUACCACCACGCAAAAGCACGCCGAGGAGAAAAAGACCGACGUCGAGCAAGCCGUCACCCCUAACGGAGGAGCUAAGUCUGACCGAUCACAACAUCACGUCGACCCUCAACCUCCAACCGAACCCCAGCACAACAACGACCCUACAGACACGACAUCGGGACGCGAAGACGGAGCGUCUCACGCGGACGGUGACCCCGAUGCUGGUGGUGACGAACCCGACGAGCCCGAAGACGAGUUCGACUACCUCGCCUACGCCCAAGACCGCGCCAUGUUCUUCUGGGGCGACUGCCUCCGCCUCGGCCUGGUCAAGGAAUCAGACUUGCCCCGGGAUCUCGUCCAACGGGCCAAGAUUGUGCCGUACUGA